ACCGAAAUUAGGGCUAGAAAUAAUUUGGUCACUCUAAAGUUUAUUAUUGAAAAUAAUUGUUCUUUGAGGGGUAGAAAUAUGAAUUCCCUAAAUAAUAAUACCUUCGCACAAAGACCCUCAACAAAAAUAAAAAUUUCAAAUUGGUCCCUUACGUAUAUAAAGUUUGGCUGUGUUGAAAUUAGGGCUCUGAUUAUCUGCAUCACACCCACCGUUUCCAUUCUCAGUCGUUAGUACCUUUCUGAGUUUCUCUGUACACUCAAAAACAAAAUUACAGCAAUCAAUCAUCAUCACUUUUCUUCUGCAAUAAAGUACAAUCAGUAUAUUCCGUGAACAGCUGUUGCGCAAUCUCUGGCUGUUCAAAAUUUCCCAAUCCGGUUCAGCAAAUGGAAAAUGGGGUAAUUGAAUUCGAUAUUGGUUUAAGCGGCGGAGAUGACGGCAUCGACAUCGAAACCCCGAACGACGACGGCGAAGAAAUGGGCGGCGCUUCUCCCAACGACGCCAAUUCCAUCGGCAGCGGCAGCGGCGGCGAUGCCACUUCGUCCUUCUCCCUACACACCUACCUCCCCGACGGCGACAUUGAUCUCGAGCCCUACGAGGGUAUGGAGUUCGAGUCUGAGGAGUCCGCAAAAGCCUUCUACAACUCGUACGCGAGAAGAGUCGGGUUCAGCACCCGGGUCAGCUCCUCACGCCGCUCCAGAAAAGACGGCGCUAUCAUACAGAGAUCCUUCGUCUGUGCGAAAGAAGGAGAUUCUGGAAAAUGGGUCGUCUCGGGAUUCGUCAGAGAGCACAAUCACGAACUUGUUCCUCCAGACCAAGUGCAUUGCCUCCGCUCCCACCGCCAAAUAUCAGGCCCCGCCAAAACCUUGAUCGACACUCUGCAGGCUGCCGGAAUGGGCCCACGUAGGAUCAUGUCCGUGCUCGUUAAAGAGUAUGGUGGGAUUAGCAAAGUAGGCUUCACCGAAGUGGAUUGCAGAAACUACAUGCGUAACAAUCGGCAAAGAAACAUGGAGGGGGAUAUUCAGCUUCUAUUAGACUAUCUAAAGCAGAAGCAAUCCGAAAAUCCUUCGUUCUUCUAUGCUAUCCAAGGUGAUGAAGAUCAGUACACGGGUAAUGUUUUCUGGGCCGAUCCGAAAUCAAGAUCCGAUUAUAACCAUUUUGGAGAUACAGUCACAUUCGACACUACUUACAGAUCGAAUAGGUAUAGAUUGCCCUUUGUGCCAUUUACUGGAUUGAACCAUCAUGGACAACCUGUGCUCUUCGGCUGUGCUUUCCUAAUCAACGAAUCGGAAGCAUCAUUCGUCUGGCUAUUCAAAACUUGGCUGUCUGCUAUGUUUGGCCGUUCUCCAUUAUCAAUCACCACCGAACACGAUAGUGUCAUCCGCUCGGCUAUAAUGCAGGUUCUCCCAAAUACUCGCCACCGUUUCUGCAAAUGGCACAUGUUCAAACAGUGCCAGGAGAAACUGUCACAUGUUUUAUUACAGCACCCUCAGUUCGAAGCAGCCUUUCAGAAGUGUGUGAACUUGUCCGAGAGCGCAGAGGAAUUCGAAUCCAGCUGGCAUUUGCUUCUCGAUAAGUACGAACUAGUGGAUCACAGUUGGCUCCAGUCUAUCUAUGCGGAUAGAAGGCAGUGGGUCCCCGUGUAUCUCCGUGACACGUUCUUUGCCGAAAUGUCUGUCACGUAUAUGAAUUCAUACUUUGACGGAUAUGUGAAUGCCUCCACGAACCUGAAUCAGUUCUUCAAGCUGUACGAGAAGGCUUUGGAGAGCCGCCACGAGAAGGAAGUGAAAGCCGAUUUCGACACGAUGAACACUUCUCCGGUUCUGAAAACGCCUUCUCCAAUGGAGAAACAAGCAUCGGAGUUCUACACGAGAAAGCUGUUUACGAGAUUUCAAGAAGAAUUGGUCAGCACACUCACUUUUACAGCAUCCAAAGUGGAUGACAAUGGAGAAGUCACCACUUAUCGAGUGGCGAAAUUUGGUGAAGAGCAUAAAUUUUACCAUAUGAGUAACAAUGUACUUGAGAUGAGAGCUAGUUGCAGCUGUAGAAUGUUCGAGUUUUCGGGGCUUCUUUGCAGACACGUGUUGGCCGUUUUUAGGGUGACAAAUGUUCUUACACUUCCGUCUUAUUAUAUAUCGAAAAGAUGGACGAGAAAUGCGAAAAGUAGCGUUGUAUUGGAAGAACGGGCUGUAGAUCCGUUCAACGGUUAUUUGGAGUCUCAUACCGUUCGGUACAAUACCCUCAGGCACGAGGCUUUCAAAUUUGUGGAUGAAGGAGCUGAGUCUGUUGAAUCGUACAAUGUGGCUAUGGCGGUUUUGAUGGAGGCUUCGAAUAAAGUUGCUUGUGUUGUAAAGAAUGAGGGGAAAGCUUCUGUGAAUAAUGGUCCUAUGAGGAAUAAGUCGAGUUAUUGUAGGAGCGAAGGUGAAGGCAGCUCAACUCAGCAACUAUCUGAGGCCGACAUGGAUCAAAAGAUCAACGAACUUUCGAUGGAUCUGGAGUCUGCGAAUCGCAAAUGUGAAGUGUACCGCACGAACCUCCUCUCACUUUUGAAGGAUAUAGAAGACCAUAAACAACGAUUAUCCAUUGAAGUUCAAAACAUAAAGCUGAGCAUGAAAGACGGACUUUGAAAAAGAGGUGCGGUUUUUGUUCUUCACUCUGCUCUAUACAUAUAUUGUCUGUGCAUAUUCUUUUAUGUCAAGUGUAAGGCCUAUUUGGGAAGGUGUUGUCAUCGUCUGCACUUAGGCAAAGAAGAUGAAACCGUUCGACUUUGCUUUUAGCAGAUAAUCUUGAAAUCGGUAUUUAGAACUCUGGCUGCUGAGUGAGUGAGUUCAUCAAAGUUUAAUCGGAGGUCAAAUGAUAGAGCAACAACUGAUCAAUGAUUGUGUAGUUUAGUGCAGCAUACGAGUCCGGAGUCUCUGUAAAAUUAGUGUAAAUACAAUGUUUUAUCCAUAGUUCAAAUACUCCCCACAACUACUGAUUUCUUCUCGAUCAAUAGGGUGAAUUGAAAUAUUUAUUUUUAUCGUGAGAAACGAUUUUGACAGUAGCAUAGUUGUGUGCUUUUUUAAUGUCAUUGUACUCUAUACAAUUUUUUGACUGCAAUCUGCAAUAAUAGAUAAAUUGCCC
Molecule: messenger RNA, 3120 nt
Organism: Erythranthe guttata (spotted monkey flower)
Lineage: Eukaryota; Viridiplantae; Streptophyta; Magnoliopsida; Lamiales; Phrymaceae
Source: RefSeq, a predicted model, not a curated record